CCCGACCGACCGGUCCAGCCCGUCUCGCCCUCGCCCAAACCCCCACCCAAACCGAACCAGCGAAAGCUCCCCUGACCCUGCCUGCUCCGCGUCCGCCCCUCCGAUCGCAGGGAAGAAGAAGAGGGAGAUGAGCUACUACGGCCAGCAGCCCCCCGUCGGCGUCCCGCCGCAGCAAGGCUACCCGGGGAAGGACGGCUACCCGCCGGCCGGCUACCCUCCGCCGGGGCAGGGCUACCCGCCGCAGGGGUACCCGCAGCAGGGCUACCCACCGCCGUACGCGCAGCCGCCGCCCCAGCAGCAGCAGAGCAGCGGGCCUUCCUUCAUGGAGGGAUGCUUGGCUGCCCUCUGCUGCUGCUGCCUCCUGGACGCCUGCUUCUGAGAGGACACUCGACGACGAAUUCGAGAUGACUGGAAGUGAAAUGAGACUACCUCAUGGAAGAAAUGGCUUGAAAUGCUAGUUCUCUUUAAAAAAUCGUCUAUUUUUUCAGUUCUCUUUUAUGGAACCCUGCAAUGAGACUCCUAGUACUAGUAUUCUGUCGGUGUUGAUUGGCUGGUGGCUGGUGUGUAUUCUGUGGAUUGCCGAGUUUCUGGUGGAAUUCAUCCUGGGAUUGUGGAGUGCGCAAAUUGGUGUUUUCUCCGUA
This is a messenger RNA of Panicum hallii, 641 nucleotides long. Its product is annotated as cysteine-rich and transmembrane domain-containing protein WIH2-like. The coding region runs from base 128 to 379 and encodes 83 amino acids. The transcript has 3 exons. The record is from RefSeq and is a predicted model, not a curated record. NCBI's taxonomy places the organism in Eukaryota, Viridiplantae, Streptophyta, Magnoliopsida, Poales, Poaceae. Gene Ontology annotation, cellular component: plasma membrane.